GUGGGCGUCAUCUUUUCUUCAGUUUCACUAUUCAUUUCUUUAUUUAUUAAACACCUUUUUCUUCUGUAACAAAAAUAUAUAUAUUUUUUUAAAAAAGAAUCAUCGAUAAAAAGAAGAACACUCCUCUUCUUGAAUGUGCUUCUUCUUGUUCUUUCUUUCUCACUCUCUUAUCUUCUUUACCUCUGUAGAUUUCAACACUUUAAACUGAGUUUCUGAAUAUCCAAAUCUCUGACAAUGGAAGCAAACUUGUUGUCUACACUUGUUGCUAUUCUGCUACUGUCAGUGACUUCGACAGUGACAUCAAAGGACGAGGUUGUUUCCUGUACAAUGUGUUCUUCCUGCGACAAUCCUUGUAACCCCAUCCAAUCAUAUCCUCCUCCUCCACCACCUUCCCGUCCACCACCGUCACCAUCAACAACCACCGCAUGUCCUCCGCCUCCUUCUCCUCCGAGCUCCGGCGGAGGCGGUGGUGGUGGUGGUGGCAGUUCUUACUAUUACCCUCCUCCUUCACAGUCCGGUGGCAGCAAAUACCCUCCUCCAUACGGUGGUGACGGUGGUCAAGGUUACUACUACCCUCCGCCGUAUUCAGGAAACUAUCCUACGCCGCCUCCGCCGAAUCCGAUAGUCCCUUAUUUCCCGUUUUACUAUCAUACGCCACCACCAGGUUCUGGUUCAUACAGGUUUAUGAGUUCUUAUUCUAUUAUGUUUGCUCUUUUCGCCAUCUUCCUAUGUUUAGUGUGACGGGAAUAUCGCCGGAAAAUUACGAAGAAAAAUCAGAAUAAUGUGGCAAGAUCGGUAGAUCUACAAUUGUCUUUGAAGGAUUUAGAUAUCUUUGAUCAUGGUGGCUCAAAUGAUUAUCUCUUACUUUCUUCGAUCUGUCAAAACUUUUUUUCUUUUCUUGACAAUUUGUAUUUACACUUUUCUUGUUAAUUAACAUUUUAAUUACUCGCUAUUUAGAAAUAAAUAAUUGUUACUUUCCAUGCACUAUCUUUUUACACUCCAUUUUACCACUAUUUUGUCGGUCGAGCUUUUAUUUGUGCUGAGAAUACAAUUUAUAUCCCAUUAUUCGUUGAUUAAAUAAUCGUGUCGUUUUUGACGAGCCCAGGGUUAUAGUAAACAAUUACUGUAACGAUAUCUAUUAAUCAGCUAAGUUCACGGCCACUUGUUUCUGUUUAAUCUUUGUACUAUUAGUUUAUACUAUGUAUCACAUGUGAUUGUCGUUAAACCAGA
Molecule: messenger RNA, 1230 nt
Organism: Eruca vesicaria subsp. sativa (arugula)
Lineage: Eukaryota; Viridiplantae; Streptophyta; Magnoliopsida; Brassicales; Brassicaceae
Source: the annotation of a GenBank genome assembly